ACACCUUAAUUAUUUAUGUUUCUUGUUCUGCAGACAAGGCAAGCCUUUACACCAGAGCAAAUAAAUGAAGCAUGUUGUGUUGACAUUAAUUCCAACAAGGCUGUCUUUGACAGUUUGAGGAAUAACCCAAAAGUGAACUAUGAUGGGAGGUGCUUCGCUUACAAGUCCAAACAUGCUCUGAAGGACAAGAAUCAACUACUCAUCCUAAUACGUAAAUUUCCAGAGGGCAUUGCUGUUAUUGAUCGCAAGGAUGCAUACCCAACUGUCAUGGAGGAUCUACAGGCUUUGAAAGCUGCUGGUCAAAUCUGGCUGUUGUCGAACUUCGACUCGCAAGAGGACAUAGCCUAUCCAAAUGACCCUCGAGUGCCAAUCAAGGUUGAUGACGACCUGAAACUGCUAUUCCGGGGAAUUGAACUACCACGUGAUAUGAUUGACAUUGAGAAGGAUCUUCAAAAGAACGGGAUGAAGCCCGCCACAAACACUGCAAAAAUCUAGACUACACAUUAGUUUUUGCCAAGAUAGUUUGGGACAUAAGUGAGUAGUUCUGUUUCCUGUACAUAAUGAGAUGGAGUUGAGGCUAUUGGAAGGAGUAAACCAGGUUGACUUUUUGACUAACCUAUUCGCGAGUGGGUUAUUAUGUUCAGGUGGGCACAUUUUUUUGAGAAAAUUAGACAUUCAUGUUUGAGAAAAUUAUGAUCAAGAAUGUCUUCCAGCCUGUUAUAACAUGAACAACAGAUCAAGAGAAAACAAUAUACCGAGCAUGUAUUAUGUGUACCUAUGUGCAUAUAUACAUCUAUGAUUAAAUGCAUAGUGUAUGCAAAGCUACUUAACUAAUGCAUUUUCUUCUUUCUUCCUCUUCUUCUUCUUUUUCUUUUUUUUUAAUUAUUUAUUUUUUAUAAUCUUUUCCUGUCAUCAAAAUGAACUAGUGCAUAUUUAGUAUGUUAAUUUUGUAGGCAACUUUUUUACAAAUGAAAGAGGCAGAGAAUACAAGACAACGUGAGGAGAUGCAGCGGCAGCUUUUUGGACUUCAGAGCAUGUUGGCGCAAGUUUUGGAAAAUCGCAAUCUACCAAAUUCUCGACAAUAGAUAGUCAUGGUAAUUGAUGGAUGAACUCGUGCACAAAG
Molecule: messenger RNA, 1123 nt
Organism: Camellia sinensis
Lineage: Eukaryota; Viridiplantae; Streptophyta; Magnoliopsida; Ericales; Theaceae
Source: RefSeq, a predicted model, not a curated record